Molecule: messenger RNA, 1163 nt
Organism: Ostrea edulis (European flat oyster)
Lineage: Eukaryota; Metazoa; Mollusca; Bivalvia; Ostreida; Ostreidae
Product: mucin-7-like
Exons: 5
Coding region: 1-1113 (370 amino acids)
Source: RefSeq, a predicted model, not a curated record
AUGUCAGGGCUGAGCCAUGAUGAUAUCCACAAGGAGGUGGAGAAAAUCCAGACAGUGGAGAUGGAUAUCCGUAUUUUGGAGGGAAUAGCCCUGCCAACAAUCCUGGCGCGACAGUUUUUAAAUGCUGCAGGGCGUUACGAUUUAAUGGAGACAGUCCUCAACUACAUUAAAGAUGUCCUUAUUCCAUAUCAUAAGGAAAUUAUAAACCCCAGCAUUAGGGAUGUUGCAGAUACACCAACACCUAAUUUGAUGAAGACUCUUUUGAACAUCUGCACAUCACAGCAAGGGAAUGGUGUUACCACCAUCGUUAAUUCGACACUUGCUGUCAAGAGUGACAGCAUUAAAGACCCCAGCCUUCGUAAGAAAAUUCAGGCUCUGGGAGGCAAGCUGAAUCAUUCGGUUCGACUAAAUGGAAAACCGAAAAAAUGUGUCACCAUUCCAAAGACUUCCAUGACCGAAGAGCAAUGGAAGUCAGUGGCAUCGGCUAUGUUAAAAGCAGCUGUACCACCUCCAACUACAACUGACCGGGCAGCUGUACCUCCUCCAACUACAACUGACCGGGCAGCUGUACCUCCUCCAACUACAACUGACGAGGCAGCUGUACCUCCUCCAACUACAACUGACCGGGCAGCUGUACCUCCUCCAACUACAACUGACGAGGCAGCUGUACCUCCUCCAACUACAACUGACGAGGCAGCUGUACCUCCUCCAACUACAACUGACGAGGCAGCUGUACCUCCUCCAACUACAUCUGACCGGGCAGACAGGGCAGCUGUACCUCCUCCAACUACAACUGACCGUGCAGCUGUACCUCCUCCAACUACAACUGACGAGGCAGCUGUACCUCCUCCAACUACAACUAACGAGGCAGCUUUACCUGCCCAGGCAACACAUAGAACUGUCCCGCAGUUGCCUUUUCCUAUUCAGAAGUUACAGAAAAAGACAAUCACCACAUGCUUUAAAUGCAAGAAAGUUGGCUCGAAGUUUUUACACUGGGUUGCAUGUGAUGGCUGUCGAAAAUGGUACCACCGAAAAUGCACCACCUUAUCCUGCAAGGACUAUCUAAAGUUAACGGAGGAUUCUGUAUGGAAUUGUGACAUUUGCAUUGUGUAGGAUAACUGUAGUGUUUACAUGUAUUAAAGCUGAAAUGAAUUAAUAAAUAU